CUGCGAGAUUCUGAAAAAAAAAGGAGAAGAAGAAGAAGAACCAAAGCGACGCCGCGAUGGGGAUGAAAUUUCUGAACAAGAAGGGGUGGCACACCGGGAGCCUCCGCAACAUCGAGAACGUCUGGAAGGCGGAGCAGAAGCACGCCGCCGAAGAGAAGAAGCUCGACGAGCUCCGCAAACAGAUCAUCGAAGAACGCGAUCGCUCCGAAUUCCGCAACCUCCAGGAGCAAGCCGGCCUCGUCCCGAGGCAGGAGCGGUUGGAGUUCCUCUACGAUUCCGGAUUGGCCGUCGGGCGCCCCAGCGGGUCUGAGAAUCUCAAAGAAGCCUUCACCAAAGCCGAAGAGCCGCCGUCUUCCGCGGAAGCCGCUGCCGCAAAGGAGUCGGCAUCGUCUGCACCGGGGGCGCUGUUUGCCGCGGAGAAGCCGCAGUCGGCAAAUGAUGCUUGGAGAAAGCUGCACUCGGAUCCUUUGCUUAUGAUUAAGCAGAGGGAGCAGGAGGCACUGUCUCGGAUCAAGAACAAUCCUGUCCAGAUGGCUAUGAUUCGCAAACAAGUUGAAGCAAAGAAGCCCAAAGAAAAACAGCAUGAAAAGGAGCAUCGGAAGAAGCACCGUAAAGAAUCUUCAAAACACCGGAAACAAAUGUCUGAUUCAGAAGAUGACACAGCUGAUAUGGAAAGGAGGAAGAAUAAUCAUCGUAAUGGAUCAAAAUAUGAUAAGCAUUCAGAAUCAGAAGAUGAGCCACAUGAUAAAGCACAUCGAAGUGGAAAGAACCGUGUUAAGCAUUCAAGUGUUGAAGGUGAAUCACGUCACAGAUCACGUCAAAGUGGGAAAACGCAUGCGAAGUAUGCAGAUUCUGAAGAUGAAUUGCGUAACAAACAUAGUAGCAGUAAACACCAUGCUAGUCGUUCAGAUUUGGAGGAUAUGUCACGUAACAGAGCACAUAGAAAUGAGAAGUACUCAGAUUCGGAAGAUGAGCUACAUAACUUAGGGCGUCGCAGUGAGAAGAACCGUGUUAAGCAUUCAGAUUUAGAAGACAAGCCACAUGAUAGAAGUCGAAAUGAAAAGAGCCGUGGUAAGCAUUUAUAUUCUGAAGAUCAUAACAGAAGAAGUCGAAGUGAGAAGAGCCAUGGUAAGCAUUCAGAUUCUGAAGAUCAUAACAGAAUAAGUCGCAGUGAGAAGAGCCGUGGUAAGCAUUCAGAUUCUGAAAAUGAACUACAGAACAGAAGUAGUCGAACUGAGAAGAACCGUGGUAAGCGUUCAGAUUCAGACGAUGAGCAUGAGCUGCAUGACAGAAAUCGUCAAACUGAGAAGAAUCGUGUUAAGCAUUCUGAUUCAGAAUAUGGGCUACAAAAUAGAGCACAUCGAAGUGAGAAAGAUCAAGCUAUAACAAGAGCAAAAGAUGACGGUCAAGUUAUAGUCAAGGGAAAACAUGAAAGUUCAGAAAUAGAAAACUCAUCCAUGAGAAAUCGAAAUGACUCCCAUAACAGGCGUCGGUUUGUUCCUCCUAAACUUUCAGAAGAAGAAAGAGCUGCUCGGCUAAAGGAGAUGCAGAUGGAUGCCGAGUUGCAUGAAGAACAGAGAUGGAAACGUUUGAAGAAGGCUGACGAGAAUGAUGCACAGGAAGCUACCCAAUCUAUCAGAGUUGGCGGUAAGAAUUUCUUGGAUGCUGCUCAAACUAGUGUUUAUGGUUCUGGGAAGGGGGGAAGCUCAACGAUAGAAGAAAGUGUCCGUCGUCGAACACAUUAUUCGCAGGGCAGGUCUGAAGCAAGCGAAAGCAAUGCAUUUCGACGGUAAAGCUGUUAUAUUCUGUUGGCUUUUCUUGCAUCGAUUCUAGCUGUUCUAUGUUUUCCUUUGCUCCACAUAUUUCAAAGACCUGUAAAUUUAUUUCUUGUGUAGUGAUAAUUGAAUGUCGAGCUGUAUGAAUAUUUUUUUUAUCUUUC
Molecule: messenger RNA, 1939 nt
Organism: Argentina anserina (silverweed cinquefoil)
Lineage: Eukaryota; Viridiplantae; Streptophyta; Magnoliopsida; Rosales; Rosaceae
Exons: 4
Coding region: 57-1793 (578 amino acids)
Biological process (GO): mRNA splicing, via spliceosome
Cellular component (GO): U2-type spliceosomal complex
Source: RefSeq, a predicted model, not a curated record